Messenger RNA from Pyricularia pennisetigena, 1833 nucleotides. RefSeq lists its product as uncharacterized. Lineage: Eukaryota; Fungi; Ascomycota; Sordariomycetes; Magnaporthales; Pyriculariaceae. The record is from RefSeq and is a predicted model, not a curated record. The transcript has 3 exons. The coding region runs from base 1 to 1833 and encodes 610 amino acids.
AUGGCCUUCACCAAUCCCUCGAUAUAUCCGCCGGCGUCGCAUGACAUACAAAAGUUUGCGAGCCGAAGGAGCGUCGUUCACAGCACCAAGGGCAUAGUGGCCUGCACGCAACCUCUUGCAGCCAAGUGCGGAAUCGACAUUCUCAAUGCAGGAGGUAAUGCUGCCGAUGCGGCCGUCGCCGUAGCGGCCGGCAUGAACAUGACGGAGCCGUGCUCAACCGGCAUCGGCGGUGACAUGUUCUGUCUGUACUACGACGCCGCCACCAAGAAGGUCUCGGCGCUCAACGGGUCCGGUCGCUCCGGUGCCAAGUACACGCUCGAUGCGGUCCGCAGCGCGCUCAAGCUGCCCGACUCGGACACCAGGAGCGAGAUUCCGACAAAGAGCCCCUUGGCGGUGACGGUGCCGGGUGCCGCGGCAGGGUGGUGCGACACGGUCGAGCGGUUCGGCAGCGGCAAGCUGACCAUGGCUGAUAUACUGAAGCCCGCCAUCGAGCUGGGCGAGAAGGGGUACCCCGUUUCCGAGAUAACAUCUAUUGCUUGGCGCGGGUCGGAGAAACGCAUCCGUGAGGCAUCUCCCAACUACGCCGAGAUGUUGAAGGCAGACCCGGACGCGCCAGGCGGCUGCCGUGCGCCAAAGGCGGGCGAGAUCAUCAAGCUGCCCAACCUGGCCCGGACCUUCCGGACCCUGGCCGAGGAGGGCAAGAAGGGCUUCUACAGCGGCCGGAUAGCCGAGGAGCUCGUCAAGGUGUGCCAGGACCUCGGCGGGCUGAUGGAGCUCGACGACCUCAAGCACCACCUGGAGACGGGCAGCGAGGCCGUCGAGCCCCUGGGGCUCAAGUUCACGGCCCACGGCGCGGCGGCCGCGGACGGCUCGGGCGGCGUCGAGCUGUGGGAGCACCCGCCCAACGGCCAGGGCAUCGUCGCCCUGAUGGCGCUGGGGAUCCUGCAGGAGCUCGAGCGCAGCGGCAAGGUGCCCAAGUUUGGGCCCGAGGACCACAACACGCCGGCGUACCUCCACGCCGUCGUCGAGUCCCUGCGGCUCGCGUUUGCCGACGCCUCGUGGUUCGUCACGGAUCCAAACGUCGCCAAGGUCCCCUCCCAGGAGCUCAUCUCGCAAGAGUACCUCGCCGAGCGCGCCAAGCUCUUCAACCCGGAAAAGGCCUCGACGUCGGUCCGGCACGGCGACCCGUCGUCCGGAUUCAAGAGCCCCGCCCUCAACAGCAGCGACACGGUGUACUUUGCCGUGUCGGACAGCCAGGGCAACGCCAUCAGCUUCAUCAACUCCAACUACAGCGGCUUCGGGACGGCCAUCAUCCCCAAGGGCUGCGGCUUCACGCUGCAGAACCGCGGGAGCAACUUCUCGCUGGACGCGGCGCACCCCAACGCCCUCGCGCCGCGCAAGAGACCCUACCACACCAUCAUCCCGGGGCUGGUGACCAACCUGGCCGACGGCUCGCUGCACUCGGUCUUUGGCGUCAUGGGCGGCUUCAUGCAGCCGCAGGGCCACGUGCAGACGCUCCUGGGCCAGGUCAGCUGCGGCCUGUCGCCGCAGCAGGCCCUCGACGCCCCCAGGAUCUGCAUCGGCGCCGGGAUGCCCGACGAGGUGACGGGCGAGAUGAACGACGACGUCGUGGCCAUCGAGGAGGGGAUGCCGGCCUCGACCAUCGCCGGCCUGCAGAAGCUGGGCCACAAGUGCGUGCUCAUCACGGGCACCGAGAGGUCCCAGUUUGGUAGGGGUCAGAUAAUCAGAUGGACCGUCGACCCCGUGGACGGGACGGGGGUUUGGUCGGCAGGGAGCGAUCCCCGCGGAGAUGGCGCUGCGUAUCCAGCCUAG